UGCUAUUUUCUUUGUUAUCUGUAGUUUAUGUGACAGGUGACAAGGCAGGUAGUCAGACAGUGAAUUGAUUUUUCGAAAAUGUCGCUGACGGACAAGAUUACGAUGCUUAUGGCCCGGCCGGGCGGAGACAACGUCCAGAAGGACGAUGUAUCGUGGUGGAUGCGCUACGCUGGUCGAGGCUUGGGCACAGUUGGCAGUUUCAUUGCAAUAAUCCUCGGCCUGUUCAACUGCCUGGGCAUCAUUCUCCUGGACGUCCAGUGCCUCAUUGCGGGCAUCUGGCAGAUGUUAGCAGGCUUCAUAGUCAUCGUGUGCGAAGCACCGUGUUGCUGCUUCUUCAUAGACUAUGUCCAGACACUGUCUGAUAAGGUGGAGUCGCGACCAUACUGGCAGAAGGCAGCCGGUUAUGUUGGCCUGGCUCUUCCCCCGUUCUUCCUGUGCUUCCUGAGCCUCAGCACCUGGUUCGGCUCGGGGCUCAUCUUCGCCACCGGCGUCAUCUACGGCAUGAUGGCGCUCGGCAAGAAGGCGUCAGCGGACGAGAUGCGGACGUCGGCCGCCACCAUCGAGGCGGGGCUGCCCAGCUCGGCGCCGCGCGCCGGCCUCGUCAGCAACGAGCAGCCCGUCUCCUUCACCGGCGCGCCCGGCUACUGAUCCCCAGCUCCACGCCUCUAUGCCAGCCUGGUACUUUAAGGUGAUCUCAGGGACGGUGACGAGUGUUUGUUAGCGCCAAUAUCUCUUACCGUAUCACAUUGAGGCUGCGUUUCCACCAGGGAUGUGCGAGGACGCAUAACGAGGGAUGUGUUUGUUAUGAACCAAUUUGAAUAUCGUCCACUAAAGCUGGGCUGAGCGAGGAUACUUAGGUAAACUAAGUGAUUUUAUUGGUUCAUAAUGAACACAUCCCUCGCUACGCAUACUCACACAUCUCUUCGAAAUUCGAUUCUACAUUUAAAACCUCAAUGGUCGUUUUUUGGCUAGCAAAUUUAAAUCCUUCGGACUCAAGGGGUUAAAUUGGCAAGUUUAUGGUGGUAUUACCUGAAUUAAUGCCUUGUUAGAAUAAACAUAAUCAAGAUAUUGACAUUAAUAAACAUUUGCGCAGCAGUUUAUGUAGUAUGCUAGGGCACUUUCAACAAGUACUCUAUCCGUCAGGUCAACUCAGGUCUCAUGCUUUCCUGGUUUGAUUAUUUUAUAAAUGUAUAUCAUUCCAAUUUACAAAUCAACUGCUUCCUACUAUGAUAGUAGGAGGACCAUCACAAAAUCAUCUGGAAUGAGAUAGGACUGAGUCAGUACACUAGUAAGCACCAAGGCUAACAGCUUUCUUUGACAAUAGACAAUUUGAUCUAAAAUGUAUCCGACCGAUUGAUAUUCCCACAGAUCCCACAGCGGAACAAGUUUGCUUAACACCCCUAUAUAUAUUUGUAUACAGGGGUGCUAAGCUAAUCGUUUUGCUGACUGAAUUAGGCACCAUAAUCAUGCUAUCUAGCAAAACUUCUAUAUAUGACAGUCCUGUGCCUGCUUAAUAAUAUUGAGGCCCUGAAAUCAAAUAUUGGUCGCUACUUAUGAACUUAUGUAUGAAUUGCUAAACCAGGAGUCAUAUAGAAAUUUAAAUCAUCUAAAAGACAAUUUAUAAAUUAACUAAAAAUCUAAAACUUAAUGUUUACAUAUUAAAUUAUUAUUAACUCUAAUUAUAUCAAAAAAGUUACCAAGACUUGACGGCUAGUAUUUAUUGGCCACUAUUUUUAGCAUUCCUAAAGUUAGACUACACACGUUUUUAUAAGUUAUACAACCACACAGUGAAUUCCAUUGCCCAUGAGGUGCAUUAAGUCCUCCAAAAAGCAAUGCCAAAUAGAUAUCACUUGUUAGUGGUGUCACAAGACACCGGCUACAUUUUGAGGUUAUCCAUAAGUUAGGUCGCACGAAUUUCAUGUUUUUUUUAAUCUCUCCCUCCUGUCACACCUGGUCACAUUUGGCAAUCCCCCCCCCCCUGGUGUGACGUCACAUAUUUGACAAUUUUCAAUGAAAUAAGCAAAAAAAGUAUUAUUUAUUUAAUAACAAACUUUAAAAAAAAAGCAAUGUUAGAAAUUUUAUUACAUGAAAACGAUAAAAAAAAACAACUCGAAUAAAACGAUUUAUCAUUGCAAAAACUAGUAAUUUAACUGUACAGUACAUACAAAAAAAUUGAGACAAUUUUUAAAGUUUGUGACUCCCCUCUCCUCUUGUCACAGUUUCAUGACCCCCUCUCUCCGAACGUGUGACGUAAUUAAUGGAUGACCCCUUUCCAUGAGUUUAACUGUAAUAAACUUUAUUUUAAACGCCAGAAGGCCUAUAAUAAUAUGAGCUGUAUGGUAUAAGAAAUAGGAAACAGCCUUUAAAAAGCAAUGAUACACAAUAUAAUAAUAGAGUAUAUUAACUGCCUGUUUUUUUUAUUAUAUCAAGUCGAAGGCAGUCAUUUUACCAACCACAUGAAAGGUACCUUAAGGCAGCUGGCGAUUUUGCCAAUUUUUACCCAUAUUCUUAAUUUGGGGACUUUUCACACGGAGGUGCAUCUCUCGACAGUCUCGAGCACUGACUGCAAUUUCGUCACGAACUUAUCAUCAAAUGCUAUACGGUACUUUUCCAUAUGGUUCGGUAUAUUAUAAUUAUUAUGUGAAUGAAAGAUUCGGUAGCGUUUUUUAGCCGAUUGCGUGAGUAAAAUGAGGCUAAUAUUAAUUAUAUUAAAUGGUCAAAUUUUCGUACAACAAUCAGUUGGACUGUUUAAGUGUUUACCAAGUGUUUCAGAAAUAUUAUCGAUUUUUCUUCAUGUAAUAAACAUAUAAUAUAAUGUAUGAUACAUGUUGCUUGUAGAUAUAGCUAUGUGAGAUUGUUUACAGUGUUCCAGCGUUAUAUAUAUGUACGUAUUCGAUGACUUUAGUAAGAAUAUAGAAUAAUUUAUAGAAUAAAUAUGGUAGGCUAGUUGCAAUUUUAUUACAAUAUUGUUAUAUUAUUAAAUGUGUUGAUUUGAUAGCUCAGUGAAAGAGAAAAGUAUUGUUUUAAACUUACAAUAUACUAACGUACAAUAAGUUUUUUUUUAAUAAGUACGUAUGUUUUUCAUAAACAUUUUUGGAGAAAGGUCCAAAUAUACUUUUCUCUUUUCACUGUGUUUAUGUGGUUCAUAAAAGUAUUAAAAAAUCGCAAUAACUCCUAAUGGACCAAACCACGCCGUUGCAAUGUUGCCAACUUAUUGUAUUGGACGUUUUUUGAACUUUGUAUAAUUUUGUUAAAAUAAUCAUGUUUGGUCUAAAAAAAGGGUUUUGUCUCAAAAGUCAAAACCCACAAUAUAUCCCUUAACGUAAGUCUGGGCUGUUGAUAGUCUAAUUUAUUGUGUAUAUCGUAUUUUAUCGAUUCUAGUAUAACGAAAGCAUUACCACGAGUUUGACACUCACUAACAUAUUCGUUUGCGCGUGCGUAACUUACUUUCUAUUUCUAUGCAGCUCACUCGUACUCGCAUUUACUUGCGAGCGAGAUGUAUAGAAAGUAAGUUACGCAGACGUUAACGAACAAGUCAGUGUCAAAGUCGUGGUAAAAUUAAAACGUCACUUCACACUUCAGGUAACGAGUGAAUAAACGAGUCAAUUUCUUCACACGUUCAUUGAUUCGUAUUUGAAUGUCAACGUACGCGUUCUUAACAUUUUUUAUUUUAUCCAUAAUUUAGUACGGAAUCCUUGUUUUUGCUAUAUUAGUUCCGUCCCAAGGUACAAUAGAUAACACAUCGAGGGUACUUAUUAUACAUAAUGUACCAAUGGGUCUCUAUUGUUUCCCAUAAAGUUUUAAGUCAUAAUGUAUUGUUUGUCCACAUUUUCGUUAGUCAUAAUUUGGUUUUUCUCAGAAACGCGUACGUAACCUUUCAGUGUUGCCAUUAAACAAAUCUAACCUUACGAAAAUCCUGAAAAGUUAACGGUUACAGAAUUAUGACUAAUGAUAAUAUGACAAUCAUUACAUUAUGACUUUCAAACUUUAAACAAAGGGAACCCUGUACCAACAUCAACACUCUUAAACCCUUUGUCAGGCUGACAUUUAAAUAAAUAAAAAAUAAAAUAAUAAAUAAAAAGUUGUUUAUUAAAAGAAAAUUUUUAAAAUUACACAACAGGCUCAGUGGUCCCACACUAGGCUAGGCCUGUAUCGUGGUGACCGCUCUACAGAUUUACUACAUAACAAGUUUAGGGGUAUCCUCUAAAAGUCUAAACUAAACUAAAGUAAGUCUCUUAUCUUACAGUUCUUACAUUGAAUGAAAUGAAAUGAGAUACAUGCAAAACUAAUACUAACAUUACUUAUACUAACUAACAAUUAUUACAUUGUAGUAACAAUUAUUUCAAAAAUGACAAUCGAAUGUCAGUCUUAUUCAUUGAAAAUAGAACUCAUGUUUGAAGCGCCGUGCGUGGGAGAUAUCUCCGCCAGGGAUAAUGAUAAAGGAUUAAAUGACCAUUGACGAACCUUUUUCUUUCCAAUAAAGUUAACGAAUUGUUAAUUAAUAGUGUCAAUGAUGAAACACUAGUAGUACUAGAUAUUUUAGGAUGGUAUAAUACACUUGGGUCUCUAGCAUUACUAAAUAUUUCUGAUUUAAAUACUGUCUUGUUUAGCAAUACAGUUCGGAAUAGAUAUUCUUAUCCGAUUUCUGCUUAACUACUGGCCUGUGUUACUGAGUGACAUGCAUAAUAAAGAGGUGCCAUCGUCACUACGUCAUGCUCAUUUUUGGCAGCUUAAUAUUUUUUAGACAUUUUGUAAAGUCCAGUCCAAAAAUAUAUAUAUGUACCACUUUUCAUGAAUAUGUACCACGAUCUUGUUACACCCAAAUAAGACUGGUACAUGAUUCUUAGUAUUCCGUUGGCAACACAUUUUUGGUACCUCUUAGUUUGUCUCAUAAAAGUUAAUGACUUCCUUUAUUUAUACAUUCCAAUAUUAAAGGCUCACCUUUUCGAUUUUUAUAAUCCUUCCAUGUUUUUUGAAAUUUAAGACAUUUAAUUCGGUACAAAGACCGUAUUAUAUUUAUAUUAUAUAUUGUUUCUUGCGUUGUAGCAUUUGCGGUAUAUAGCAAUGUCAAUUUGUUAUCCUGUAUGUAGGUGUAUACAUAAACUGUUUAGACAUUAAUGAAAUCGCACUUGCAACAUUUAGUAGCGUAUAAUAUUGUCUUCGGUUACCGCGAUAGUUACUCAUGAAAUAAAACUAUGAAAACGGAUUAUAUCGCGUAUAUUGAAUUUAUAAUACAUCCCGACGUUUCGAACUCUUUACAGCGUUCGUGGUCAACGGGUGACGGGUUCAAUAUACGCGAUAUAAUCCGUUUUCAUAGUUUUAUUUCAUUUAGUAGCGUAGUUUGUUUGUUGUUAGAUACAGACGCAAUUUAUACUACCACACUCUUAAAGCGAAAAUGACCUCUGUUUUGUCUAGUGAAGCUCAGUUUUGUCCGUUGAAAGUUUUAGAUUGUAACAGUUUAAGUUGUAACAUUGGUGGCCAAAGGGAAUGAUGUCAACAUAUGUGACAUUUUCAAACAAAAGGGUACUUAUUGUCGCUUGUCAGUAAGGCGCUAUUUACAUAUAGCUUCAAUUAGAAAUCAACCUUAUCGACAACCGACAAUGUGGUACCUUUUAGUUGAAAACAUAUGUGACAUUCUCAAACAAAAGGGUACUUAUUGUCGCUUGUCAGUAAGGCGCUAUUUCCAUAUAGCUUCAAUUAGAAAUCAACCUUAUCGACAACCGACAAUGUGGUACCUUUUAGUUGAAAAGUCACAUAUAGUUGGUCAAGCAAAUCUAGUCAGUAGAAAAAGGCGGCAAAUUUAAAAAAUGUAGGCGCGAAGAUUAUUUCGCGCCGUUUUCUACUGACAAGAUUUGCUUGACCAACUAUAGUUUGGUAGUCAUAAUCAACUUUAAUAACAAAACUUCCGUGAGACACAGACAUUAAACAUAUUAAUAACGGGUCACUCACGUAUUUUCAUUCGAAAAACGCUCGACAUUUUCACUCCGUACCGAGGAGCGUCAUCAGGAGCUUGCGUUGACGGUGGUGGGCCGCAGCCCUCUGCGUCCGAUGACUAAUAUGUUUAAUACAUAAUCAACUUGUUUGACCUUCGAUGUCAUAUAAUAGCAACGAUCUCAGAGGGCCUACCGCCAACCUCGAAAAUCGUUAUCUGCCUCUCUAGCGCUCGAAUAUGCAAGAGCGAUAGAGAGGCAUAUAACGAUUUUCGAUGUUGGUGGUACUUCAGAAGUCAAAAUAAAAUGGAUCUUCAGUUCGCUUGUUAACGCUCAUAUCAUACAAAUAGGUACCGUUAUAACCCCUAGAUCACUAUAUCGUAAACGAAAUAUCACUGUUACUGUCUGCAGAUAUUUUUGUAAUAUAUUUAGAUAAUGGCCGUAUUGUUAAGAUCCUAGUCUUUAGGUAGAGCUAUUGUAAUUUAAAACAUUGCGAAUGGUGUGAACACAGCCUUUUGAACAUGACUAUUAAAAUUUUAUCCCGUCAAAAAUACCACCAUACAAAAAAGUGAUGCAAAGCAAUGAGGGCUAUCGUUUUUUCGCUCACCAGUUGGCGCCUCUGUUGAUGGUGGUCCGGUGGUCCAAAAGACUAAAGAACAGCUGUCAGUCAUUGAAGUGACAAGUGACAUUUGGAACUAUGGAAAAGACCAGCGAUUGUCCUUGUCACGUUGAAUUUGUUCACGUCGUUGUUGGGUGGGACUUCCGGUCCGAGCGCCAUCUUGAUAGUUAGCAUCGUGAUUAAUUACUUUGUUUUUUGCUCAUUAAUAUUGUUUAAAGUGUAAUAUCGAUAGCUUAUUAUACAGUAAACUAAUGUGGUAGUGUGCAGUGAAUGGAGAAUUAAUUUUGAAGCGCGUUUAACCACCAUCUUGGAGUCAACGGCCGGUAGUCCACGUGCUUCUUGUAAAGUCUAGCUAUCGAUUUACAAGAGCUAACAAAUCACCGUACACUGUCUUGUACAACCGUACAAUUUUUGUCGUUUUUAAACCUCUUAAUACCUUGAUACUGGCGAAAUAGUCCCACUGGGCUGAAGCCAUAAUUUUAAAAGAAGAAGAAGGAAAAGACCACCAUCUACACUAGCGCCCCUAGCGGCGAAUUCAUACGCGUUAGCCCUCAUUUGACACAUGUUGCUUUAUAGUAACACACGUGUGAUACUCAGUCGCUACGACCCAAAUUGAGUUAGUAUCACACGCGUCUAACUAGGUUGGUUGGUUAAAUAACACUAUAGUAAACUUUAUUGUCAUGCAUGAAGGUUUAUUAUAAACUGUAACCGUGCGCGUCUGUGGCGGUUAUAGGGUUAAGCCUGCCAUAGACGAUCAAUCGAUCGUAUUUAAUUUUAAUUUAUGAUUAAAGGAUAUUGUGCAGACUUUACCAUAUGCCUUUAAUAUCUCUGUCUACUAUGAAUACACGAAAAUGCUCAAAUAUAUAUCUAAAGCAGCUAUUUCUGAGAGUUCUACUCUCAAAAUCAGUAUUACUGAUUUGAGGUAUCAAAUUCCUACUACUUAUUACUUGGUGUAUCUAUGUCAUAGUCGUCAUGGGUACAUAUGUAGUGCAUAAUUGUAUUCCAUCGUAUUUUCUCGGAAACGUUCGUAUUUGUCAUGCUACUUCAGUCAACCUCAGUACUUAUUAUACCGAGACUGACUGAAUAAGCAAGACACGUUCGUACGUUUCCGUGAAAAAAAAAAACGAUGGAAAAUAAUUAUGCACUACAAAUGUAAGCUGUAUUCUACACCAUUCCAUUUGAAGGUUUAUGUUAGGUUAAAUAUUGCUCACACCGCCAAUUUUGUGAUUGUAUUUUUUAUGCAUGCGGUGUUACCAUGGUAAGAUUUUUAAACGCAAUCUUUUUAGCGAUGGCAACACCGAUCGUAUGGCUGAUUUUUUUUAAGUGCUUCCUUUUUUUAAACGAUUAAUGAUGUAAAAUUUAUUUAUUAUUAUAUCAUUUAUAUUUUUUAAAUCAUCCAAUUAUUUAUAAUUAAGAACACAUGUAAAUUAUAUAUAGAAUCGAUUGUCAGUUGUUAUUAUUAUAUACAGGAUUUAAGAUGACUGGCGGAAAAAAAAACUAGUUUUUGUCUCUGACAGUCCUGACACACAUACCUAUACAUUGCCGUAUCUUACCUCGCCUUGGUCUGGUACCAAAAUAAACUAAGUAUUCUCGCCAAUUUUUACAUAAACCUACUUAUUGUUACUAUUGUAAUCCAUCGACAGUAGUGUUUUCAGUUGGUAUUUUUUUAUAAACCUUAAAACCUUAUUGACCAUGGGCAGACCUUAUGUAAUUGCAAUAAGACAUUCAACAAACCUCAGUGUAGCGUCGGCAAUGAAUAGUGUGACUAUGACUACAGCGGUGGCAGCAUGGUAGCAUUUUUAUCGCCUGUCACUAUGCCUGUCACUUUCGCACUUACAUACUUGUUAGAAUGUGACAUGAUGAGUCAUGGUGACAGGCGAUAAAAAUGCGACCGUGCUUAGCCCUCAAGUCAAUUCACAAGAGCUGGCACAAUAGAACGAAUGAGUGAAUGAAAAUAUCUACGUGUGUACCACAUUAAACAAUAAAAUGGCGGAUCUGAUGUAUACCGAUCAUAGACAUAGUAUAUACAAGUAGUUAUAGACGCGCUACCGAGCGACCGGGGUAAGAGAAAGAAUAUUCAUAUAAAAUUUUGGCAGCAUAGGAUUUUUUCUCUUUCACUCUUAUAAAUUUCGGUAUUUCGCCAUCGCCUCCUGCCUAUGAUGCCACCCGGUCGGUGAUAAGGACAAAGCAUGGCACUAUUUUCUCUUUCCUCUUAUAGGAAUCGCAAUAAGACUAUCUUUCUCUAUCAAAGAGUGUCAGGCCCUUGGAUAAGUUUCGUUCAUUCGUGGCAGCUUUCGUGAAACGACCUGUACUGGCCGCCAGUCAGUCCUGAGUCCUGUCUAGGUAUGAUUGUAUAGUUACACCGUUGUUCCGUGUAGCCUCGUUACUGUUAGGACGGCAUAUCUGUAAUAAAUGUGUGUAUACUGGA
Cydia strobilella is the source of this 8977-nucleotide messenger RNA. It is a transcript of the gene fwe, whose product is annotated as calcium channel flower. Gene Ontology annotation, cellular component: membrane. Bases 79 to 648 code for a protein of 189 amino acids. The transcript is spliced from 5 exons. The record is from RefSeq and is a predicted model, not a curated record. NCBI's taxonomy places the organism in Eukaryota, Metazoa, Arthropoda, Insecta, Lepidoptera, Tortricidae. Gene Ontology annotation, biological process: vesicle-mediated transport.